AUGCAACAACGGAUGAAGGAACUUAACUGCGUGGACGUGACACCGCCAGAUUCACCGGUGACCGACGAUCACACUAAGACCAAACGGUUCUUGGCCAAACCCGACAACAACACCAAGCCGCUGCUGGAUUUCAUGGCCUUUGACGGGAGUAACGAAUUCUCAUCUCCCAACGGCAGUCAAGACAGGCGCACGUACAAAAACAAAUACAACGACAGCGUGGAUUCGGUUUCGAGCGCAGUGCAAGACAGCGAUCAAGAUCUAACCAUCAAAUCAAAAGGGUCAGUUGUUCGGUGGCAUAGUUUUCAAAAGACCAAAAAUCGGCCCAAUGCCUUAGCCGGACAAACGGUCGGGUCGCUCACGGUUGGCCAGCUGUUGGUGUUGCGGAAGUUCGCUCUUCUCAAGCUGACUGCCAUCAUGGAAUGGUAUUGUCCGACACACCGGACCGGAUGGAACUGGGAAUUGCCCAAGUUUAUGCGCAAAACCAAAAUGCCCGAUCCCAAAGAUAAGACCGUUUUCGGAGUUCCGCUGAUCGCCAACGUGCAAAAAUACGGUUCGGCACUGCCACCGUUCGUCCAGUCUGCUUUUCGGUGGCCCGAAGACAACGCUCUCGACCACGUGGGGUUGUUCCGGAAGCCUGGCGUCAAAUCCCAAAUACAGCGCCUAAAGCAACUGGCCGAAGCCGACCCGGAGGACGUGAAGUUCGAAAACCAUCAGGCCUACGACGUGGCCGACAUAAUGAAGCAAUACUUCCGGGUGUUACCGGAGGCCUUGCUAACCAACGAACUGUCCGAGAGUUUCGUCGCUAUUUUUCAACACGUUCCGGUGUACUUGCAAAAGGAAGCGGUCCAUUACACGGUGCUGCUGUUGCCCGACGAACACCGCGAAGCCCUGUUCGCGCUGCUCGACUUCCUGUUCCGGGUUUCGUCCAGGAGCAACGUGAACCAGAUGUCCGCCAGCAACCUGGCAGUGUGUUUGGCCCCGUCGCUGUUCCACCUAGGCAACACCGGCUCCUGCCCGGCCACGUCGCACAACCGUUCGUCGUCCUUGUCGCCACGCCGGAACCACCAUCAGUCGUCUACCGCCUCCGCUGCCACUAUCGGUCUGCCCGAUUCCAAGCAGCUGGGACAGAACAAGGCGGCGCACGACUGCUUGCUGUUCCUCAUCAAGCACUACCGUCAACUGUUCGCCAUGUCAGAUGAAAUCAUGAGUCAGUGUCACUUCAGCUACAUGGACGAAAGCAUACCAAUAAGCCUGGUAGAACUAGGAGCGGAAAUGGGCCACGACUGGAGAGGAUACCUGAACGUGUGUACGUCGAUGUUGCUUAAAGAAGCUAAAGACAAGAACAGGGGAUGGAUGGCCGUGGGCAGUUUCGAGAACGUCGACAUAUCGUACAAGAAGGUCGGCGACGGACACCCGUUGCGGCUGUGGCGGGUGUGCACGGAAGUAGAGGCGCCACCCGCCGAGGUGCUCGCCCGGAUCCUGUGGGAGAGGCACGUGUGGGACGCCGACCUGGUGUCGGCCAGGGUGGUGGCCAAGAUGGACGCUCGCGCCGACCUGUACCAGUACGCGGUCGCGGCGAUGGCCCCUCAUCCGGACAAGGACUAUUGCGUGGUCAGGUCGUGGCGAACCGAUCUCAACCGGGGCGGUUGCGCGGUCGUCGAGACGUCCGUCGAACACCCGGACGCCAAGCAACCGGCGGCGGGCUCGGUCCGUGGCAUCGUGCUCGCCUCCAGGUACCUGAUCGAACCGUGUGGUUCGGGCCGACCCCGAGUACUGCAUUUGUCGCGAGUCGACACAAAGUGA
This is a messenger RNA of Macrosiphum euphorbiae (potato aphid), 1803 nucleotides long. The record is from the annotation of a GenBank genome assembly. Lineage: Eukaryota; Metazoa; Arthropoda; Insecta; Hemiptera; Aphididae.